Molecule: messenger RNA, 2516 nt
Organism: Ilex paraguariensis (yerba mate)
Lineage: Eukaryota; Viridiplantae; Streptophyta; Magnoliopsida; Aquifoliales; Aquifoliaceae
Source: the annotation of a GenBank genome assembly
GUAACAAACUCGCCAAACCGGACGGUUUAGGCCAACCGACAUUUAACUCAAAUGGAAUAAAAAGCAGGUUCAAGGGUAUCUUUGCCCAAAUUUCAGUUCACCGUUGUUCUGUUUGCCUUUGCCCUCCUCUGCUUUUCCUCGACGCCGACUGGUCCUCACAGGUUGCUCAUCUCUCUCUCGCGCGCGCUCACUCGCUGGUCGCUGCACUCAGCAACUCAGCACAAUAGUACAUCACUCAAUCGAAGACUCCAACUACUCAGAUUCUCAGAUCUUCGACUCACACAGAUCUUCAUCUUCUUCAUCCUUAAGUAUAUAUUAAAACUGUGUACCUUUUUUUUCCUUCCCAAAAAAAAAACCCUAAUUUUUUAGCCGGCGCUGGGUGAUGUAGAGGUCGUUUUUGAUCCGUAAACCUACAGACAAGAAGAAAAACCCUAAUUUGUGGUGGAUAUCAGAUGGAUGCGAAGGACAUCUUGGGUUUGCCCAAAACUCCGUUGUCCAUUCCACAAGAAAAGAAGUCCAGACCUCAGAAAGAACCUCAGAGAAAACCGGAUGGCAUUUCGCGCGAGGUAUAUGCGCUUACAGGUGGUUUGGCUCCUCUCAUGCCCUCGAUUGAUGUCAAUCAAUUGAAACGGCGAUUUCAAUCAGAGAACGAGAAGAUUACCUGGCAAUGGCUUCCUUUUACAAAUUCUGCUCGAAAAGAUAACUUACAACUUUACCACUGGGUCAGAGUGGUAAAUGGUGUUCCGCCAACGGGUGACUACUCCUUUGCCAAGUAUAACAAGUCUGUUGAUGUGAUCAAGUACUCUGAUGAGGAGUAUGAAAAAUAUCUGAUUGAUCCUGUGUGGACUAAGGAAGAGACAGAUCAACUGUUUGCUUUGUGUGAACGGUUCGAUCUCCGAUUCAUUAUUAUUGCUGAUAGGUUUCCAUCAUCUCGAAGUGUUGAGGAGCUUAAAAACCGUUAUUAUAGUGUUUCAAGAGCUGUCUUGAAUGCAAGGGCUUCAUCACCUGGUGAUGUUUCUGGGCAUCCUCUUCUUAAGGAACCAUAUAACAUGUCACAAGAGAUUGAACGCAAGCGCGCAUUGUCCAUGGUUCUCUCUCAGACAAAGCAGCAAGAGCGCAGAGAUGCUGAGGUUCUUGCUGAAGCAAAGAGAAUAUCCGAGUCUCGGAUGGCUGCAAGGGCUGCUGAAGAGCCCGAGUUGCCAAUCACGCCAAAUGUUGGUCCAGAAGGUGAUGAGAGGGCUAUAAUUCCAGUUGAUUUUGUAUCACCAUCUUCCAAUCUUCCAUUUCCCUCUGCAAUUGUUGCAGAGAGUGCCUCUACUUCAGCUUCUCUUCGCAUGCUUCGUGUAUACUUGAGGACAUAUGCACUUGAGCAAAUGGUGCAAGCUGCAAGCUCAUCGGCUGGACUCCGGACUAUCAAGAGGGUUGAGCAAACUUUACAGGAUCUUGGGGUUAAUUUGAAGCCGAAGGUUCCAACUAAAGCUGUUUGUGCAGAGCAUCUUGAGCUGAGAAAAGAAAUACUCACUCUACUGAAUCUCCAGAAACAGUUGCAAUAUAAGGAGGCUGAAGGUUCAUCUUAUCGUGAUGGUUCGUAUGCUGAAACACCAGGCACACCCAAGCGUGCACAGCGUGGCAUGGAUCAGGAUCGAACAUUCAUUCCUGACUCCUUAAGUUUUGGAGGGGACAGAGUUGGUAAAAGAGACCAGAAGCGCAAGGUACCUGGAAGAUUACCAGAUGCUCCAUCAUCACCAGCUCAAUCUAAUAAAAGGCCUCGAAAGCUUAAGGCUUCAGAUGGAUAAAUUGCUGCAGGUUGCUAUCCAGAUUUCGAGGCCUUGUUGUGGGCUCAAUUAAAUAGCAGGCUGAGGGUAUCUUAAUUCAUCAUAGUCUUAGGUCUCUUAAGGAUGUUACAAUUAAUAGAAGAUGAGGCUCCUAUGCGUGGAUCCACUGUUAGAAUUGUAAUCCUGGGUAUCAAUAUCUCUAGUGGCGUGCUCUGAUGAAUUUGUUGUAGGAAGAAGCACCAGAACUGGAGAGCCGUAAUUUUUCCACCUUCUAAAUCUGGCUCAGAUGCUGGGUUCCUGUUUGUACAAGGAAAAUGUAUUUGGGGUGGAGGUGUUUGUUGCUGAUGUACGAUGGGUCUAUGGGUCUGGGUCAUCUAAUGUAAAUACUAGCCUUAUUAAUAUCAUAUUUCUGAGAGUAUCUGGACGAAUAAUUCUGAAAGUAAGAUUCAAGCUGUGGCGGCAAGAAUGAAACAAAUGGAGAAGGGAAGGGAUAAGCUCCUCUUCUGCUUGCAGAGGAAACGUUCCACAAAACUAGUAGAGUUGUUCUACAAAAUAAUACUGUUUUACAAAGACAACAAAUUUAUCUGUAAAACGACGUUGUUUAAAACCAGGCCUAUGAAUGAGAGGCAUCAGCUGAAUGGAAAAAGAGAGGAGAAAUACACAUCAUUGUGUAGUUAUUCUGUUGAACAUGUGGGAAAACAGCCGUCACUAAAGCUCGGAUGCACUUUUGUGGUUGAGGAU